AGGUUGAAGAGACGCACAGUCUUUAGUCUAGGUUAGAGAGGAUGUCAGAGGCAAUCUUUGUGGAGGUUAGAAGGGGAGGAUACAUGACCGUGGGGAAAACUCUGGAUGGGAAGGAACCAGAGCCUAAGGUUGCUGUAACUCAUGAGGUUGUAGAAAGGACACCAAGUUCCAGCCAAAGUGCCAAUAUGACGUCAACCAAAGAAGGACUGAGGAUCGGCAAGCCAGCACCAAACUUCUCUGGUACGGCUGUGAUCGAUGGAGACUUCAAGACCGUGAAGCUGGAUGACUACAGAGGAAAAUACCUAGUCUUCUUUUUCUAUCCCCUGGAUUUCACAUUUGUGUGUCCAACAGAAAUCAUUGCCUUCAGCGAUCGUUCAGAAGAGUUUCGAUCAAUUGGCUGUGAGGUAGUCGCUUGCUCUACAGAUAGCCAUUUUAGUCAUCUUGCCUGGGUCAACACCCCCAGGAAAAAGGGUGGACUCGGUCAGAUGAAAAUCCCACUGCUUGCAGACAAGACCAUGGAAAUUGCAAAAGCUUAUGGUGUUCUUAAAGAAGAGGAUGGUGUAACCUUCAGGGGUCUAUUUAUAAUUGAUGGUCAAGGAAUAUUGCGUCAAGUCACAGUCAAUGACCUCCCUGUUGGACGUUCAGUGGAUGAGACACUCAGGCUUGUUCAGGCUUUCCAGUUCACAGACAAGCAUGGAGAAGUGUGCCCUGCUGGUUGGAGACCAGGUGCAGACACCAUGAAGCCAGAUCCUAAAGGAAGCCAGACUUACUUUGAAAAGACCAACAAGUGAUCCUCUGCUGGCAUUUAACAUUUACACUUGAGCAAUUCUUGUAAACUGUAGGACAUUCUUUGGAAGGCAAAAUUUGACACUGCUUCGUUUUGAACAAUGAUAAUGUUGGAAAUUGGUCUAAGUGAGAAGGAUUGGGUUUUUCAUUUGAUGUAUAAUUCAUUACUUUGCGUCUGAGAAAAAAAUGCCCCCAUUUUUUGCUAAGCAAUGUGUUUGUGACUUGUUGUAGUGCUUUAGAUUAGUUUUUAACAUGAUCUUAGUUUGUCUUAGUUUUAGAAAACCAGACCCAUUAACAUCUUUGCUAUGUUAUACUCUUGGUCAGUGAAGUUUACCUCCGUUUUAGAUGUUUUAGUAUUUAUGUUUAAAUAUUAAAGCCUGUUGUUUGUAACUCGUUUUUACUACAUAUUUAAAUACCAUGUUGGUGUAAAACGUAUAGCUUAAUAGCACCUGGUAAAUAAAUUAGAGGGUUCUUAUUUUAACUCUACUUUUUAUUGUUGCACAAUGUGUACAAUGUCCUAUAUAUGUGUAGGUUCCAUAAAUAAACAAUAUUUCAUUUUAA
Messenger RNA from Lingula anatina, 1347 nucleotides. Its product is annotated as peroxiredoxin. Gene Ontology annotation, cellular component: cytosol. Gene Ontology annotation, molecular function: thioredoxin peroxidase activity. NCBI's taxonomy places the organism in Eukaryota, Metazoa, Brachiopoda, Lingulata, Lingulida, Lingulidae. The record is from RefSeq and is a predicted model, not a curated record. Gene Ontology annotation, biological process: cellular response to stress; response to oxidative stress; hydrogen peroxide catabolic process.